Molecule: messenger RNA, 846 nt
Organism: Rodentolepis nana
Lineage: Eukaryota; Metazoa; Platyhelminthes; Cestoda; Cyclophyllidea; Hymenolepididae
Source: the annotation of a GenBank genome assembly
AUGCAGGUUCGACGAACAGUGCGCUUAACCUUAGACAGAGUUGUGUGCCCUUGUUGUUCGCCUAAACCUCGCAAACUUCUCAUGCGUUGUACCUGCUGCGGUCUCAUAGACCCUCAAUACAAGGACACAGCCCCAGUGACCAAGAACAGUAUUCCAAUGCAACCAUCAUCCCAGCAUAGGAAGAACGACGAGGCGACUCCACAGCAAUGUGGCUGUGCUCGAAAUAGUUGCAGAGCGGUGAAAUUCGAUUUCCCUGUUGAAUCAUCCCACAAACCUUCUGACUGGAUUCAGAUCUACGACAAUAAAGGCGCAUUGGAUCAGUCUCCCCAUCCAACAAUACGACAAAAUAACUUCUCCCAGAAAUAUCAAAAUUUGGAUCACGGUAAUUGUACAACAGCUGCUGUAUUAGUAGCAUCUCCCAGAACAACAAAUAGUCAAGACGAGAACGUAAGAUUACGCCGAUCUUCGCGCUACCAAACCCAAGCAGCUCAUAGCAACGACAUUCCGAUGUCAAUUCUUCCAUCAUACCGGCAGCGACGAAAAGGUCAAAAGGUGACCUUCUCCUCACAUUCCAAUAAUAAUCGUCGUAAUCGCAGAAGUAUAGAUACGGCUUUAUGCCAACAGCAUCCUCUUCCAGAAAGAUACCUCCGAGUUCGCGAAGUUGAAAUUGACGAAGAAACUGAGGGUGCGAAACAAAAUUCCUCCAAAUCUACAGAGGACGGAGACUUGAAUUCGGAGAUUGAUGCUUACAGUAGGUUUCUCUUUCCCUGUUGUUUCGUUGUCUUCAGCUGCGGCUAUUGGGGCUUCUAUCUCAUCAUCUCCGAUCCGAGUUUUGCGGAUACUUGA